This is a messenger RNA of Plutella xylostella (diamondback moth), 2654 nucleotides long. RefSeq lists its product as uncharacterized. NCBI's taxonomy places the organism in Eukaryota, Metazoa, Arthropoda, Insecta, Lepidoptera, Plutellidae. Gene Ontology annotation, molecular function: structural constituent of chitin-based larval cuticle. The record is from RefSeq and is a predicted model, not a curated record. Gene Ontology annotation, cellular component: chitin-based extracellular matrix.
GAAGCUGGCUAGUCUCACUCAGCCACGCGCAUGCGCCACACGCGCCGCUCGACCCGAUGUCAUAGACAACGCGAACUUUAUUCUUUUGUUUUGGAAUGGAAACAGUGAAGAAACUCAUUCCACUUUGUACCUUCUUUGACACCCGGUGAAUUAUGCUUUUCACUGGCACAAAAGAAGUGUUAGUUCUGCUUUAGUAAAUUUUGAAUUUCGAAAAUCCGCUUUGUGAAGGUAUUUGUUUUGUGUUUCCUUUUUUCAGGAUUAAUGGUCAAGUUUGAAUGGUAUCCGAUCGUCUUUUAGAUCUACGCUACUCGUCACUGUGAUGAAAGAUGUUUACACAAGACCUCCUCUUGCUAAUGCUGUGCUCGUGCUGCCUGGCGGCGCUGGACGGCUACAGCGCGCGGCAGGACCCUGACCAGUUCCACAUUCAGACGGACGAGGAUGACGACCGAUACUUCCUGUACCAGACGCACAACGGACAGUACCGCAAGGAGAGGCGGCUGAAGGAUGGAUCUGUUGUUGGCACGACGGGGUGGGUGGGCGCGGACGGCAUGCUGCGGCUGCAGGACUACAUCGCCGACGACCAGGGCUACCGCGUCUACAAGUCCAAGACCGUCUACGUGGGGGUUAACAGACCUAUCGGAGAAUCCAUAAAGAUUGCGAAGUCAGCACCAGCAGACCCCGGCUACGGAGUGACCCACGCGCCCGUGCAGCGGAACCGCGGCCAGGCCAGGUUCUCCCCUUCAGGCCGGAUCACGCCCACCACCUACACACCACCCUCGGUGACCUACGCGCCGCCCUCUCCUACCUACGGGCCGCCGCGUCGGUACCCGGCAGAGGUCUCCAUCACCCCCCCGACACCCUACCACAGCUCGACAGCCAGACCACAUGUCGAAGUCUCGCCAAACUCAAUCGACAACUCAUCUCCAUUCAACUUCAAGCCAACAGUCUCGCCCAUCACGGCAGACGAAGCCUCUCCGUCACCAAACUCUCUAGACUUCGAUCCUUCAAACAAGAACUCCAUAGAGGAUCAUUAUUACGGAAGCGACAGCACUCCUUACAAGAGGCUGGAUAUUUACAAUCCCAACUCUUAUCGACACUCGGACGAUUGGUUGCGGCGACACCGGCCCUCCAACAUCGGGGACGGAUACACUCCACAGUACCCCAACUACGACGGAAUAGCCUUCAGGAGAAACGGCUUCCGAUAUUACUUACCAAAGCAGUAUCACGAAGAAGUCAGCGGAGAACAAGACGAGAGGACUGGCAGCUUCGGGUACGUGGACCCGUUUGGCAUCAGGCGGGUCAUAUAUUACAACUCGUCCCCGGAUGAGGGGUUCAAAGUGCGUAAGAACAACCGGUACGUCGGCCACGACGCCACCCCCUACGACCCUCGACCUAUCAACUGAUGCAGACAAAUACAUGUCGGCUUGUGAUCACCGAGACAUAGACAGCUAGUUGAAGUCGUUGCUCAGAGAGAAUAGCAAAGCUAAUUCGAAACAAAACGUAUAACUGCUGAAUGUAGGCAUAUCGGUGAACGGCCGUAGUAGUCUAUAACCAGUGAGACUCUAAUUUAUUAUUUAUCAGUAUUUUAAAGCAAAUACAAACGAUUGUGUAUAUUCGAACGAAGCGAACUUAGCCAAUUGUGUAAUAAAUUGUAUUAUUUUAUAACUACUUAUAGAAUUAGGUAUGUACUUUCAAUAGCACAAUUUACACCAAAUGGUAUUUUAUACGAUAACAUAACAAUAAUUAUGAUCCCACCACACCAGUGUGUGGCGUACCUAUUUACGUCGCGUCGUGUUAAAUAAUUCAGUGCCAUUAUUAUUAUUCACUUUUUUAAUAUUUCAUUUAUGCAUGAAUGCACGCAAUAAUUAACUUUAUCAUUAUAAUUCACUCAAUGUGUCAUUUAGCUAUUAGGCGUAGGUAAGUGAAAGAAGUUACCACUGAUUGAUGCGUAUGUAAAAUAAAAAGAUUUUUUAACAAUGGAAAAGGUAAGAACUGUUUCAAAGAGCCGUAUUAAGCAUUAUAUCUUAUCUCAUUUGUCUCCAAAGGCCAUCAACCUUACUCUUGUGAUGUCAUAAAAUGUUUAAACAUGCUGCAAAGGCAAAAUGCGUAGGCCUAAUUUAAUGGGACCAAACAAGCCUUUUAUAUGGGCUUUAGUAGUUUGAUGCAACUUUAGAUAGAAGAUUGUUUCCUUAUAAAGGUUUUUAUUUUAAGACAGUAUGCUGUAAACUUCUCUUAUAAACGGUGUAUGUUAUAAAGUUGUUACGAAUAAUUUGCCAUUUUUUUCCAGUCACUUACGGUAUUUUGUUAUUUUUAACUUCUUACUAUUUACUUGUUAAACUUAAAUACAUACUACCUAUGCUUUCGGAAAUCAAUGGCAACUUGUUGAAAUGACUUUCUGGGAGCUAAUAUUUUUAUUUAAUUUAGAUACUAUACAAUUUACUGUAACAUAAUAAUUAUCUUACUUGUAACUAUUUGUCUAUAAAUGUUAACCAUUCGUUUAGUAAAAUAUUAACGAAAAUGUGUUUUUUUUUUCAUUUAUAACCCAUGCAUCAACGAUCUGUGCACAGGGUAUUUGUAUGUGUUAUAGGUGAUUUUCACCACAUUCGUAUAAGUAAUACUUAUAGAGAAUUAAUAAAUAGUUUAUUACGCAAGCA